Molecule: messenger RNA, 1011 nt
Organism: Photinus pyralis (common eastern firefly)
Lineage: Eukaryota; Metazoa; Arthropoda; Insecta; Coleoptera; Lampyridae
Product: NFU1 iron-sulfur cluster scaffold homolog, mitochondrial-like
Exons: 5
Coding region: 46-795 (249 amino acids)
Biological process (GO): iron-sulfur cluster assembly
Cellular component (GO): mitochondrion
Molecular function (GO): iron ion binding; iron-sulfur cluster binding
Source: RefSeq, a predicted model, not a curated record
CUGCACAUAACCUGUCACUUUCAUAACAAUAACAUAACCUCAAAGAUGUGGCGCAAUUCUCUCAAAUUACUUGUAAACAGCAUUAAAACCCAAGAAAAAUAUGUCCCACCACUUGCCCUCCAAGGCUUCUCCAAACACAUUCACCGAUCGUCGCCGCUCGCCAUGUUCGUACAAACUCAAGAGACACCGAAUCCCAACAGUCUAAAGUUCUUACCGGGCGUUAAAGUCUUAGAAUCAGGUCAGACGAUGGACUUUCCUACCGGCCAGUCGGCAUUCUGCUCGCCCCUCGGCAAGUUACUGUUCCGAAUCGAAGGCGUUAAAGGCGUAUUUCUCGGCCCCGACUUUAUUACCGUAACGAAGAGUGACGACGACGUCGAGUGGAAGCUAAUCAAACCGGAGAUUUUCGCGACGAUUAUGGACUUUUUCGCGAGCGGUCUACCCGUCUUGCAGGAGGGGGUUCCGAAUUCAGAUACGCAGGUCAACGAAGACGAUAGCGAAAUCGUGCAGAUGAUUAAAGAACUUUUGGAUACCAGAAUUAGGCCCACCGUGCAGGAGGAUGGAGGUGAUCUUCUUUUUAUGGGAUACGAUGAUGGUGUUGUUAAGUUAAAAAUGCAAGGCUCAUGUUCGAGUUGCCCUAGUUCGAUUGUGACGCUAAAAAAUGGCGUGCAAAAUAUGUUGCAAUUUUAUAUACCUGAAGUGGUGGCUGUCGAGCAAGUAGAUGAGCCUUCUGAUAAAGUUAGUGAAAAAGAAUUUAAACAAUUUGAAAUGAAGUUAAAGCAACUUGAAAAAGAAUAAAUUAUACGUAAUUUGUCUAUGAACCGGUAGUACGAGUAAAACCACCGAAUUAGUGGUGUGGAUUAACUUCUUGCAUAAUUUUAUAUGACAAACUGUGAAAGCAUAUUCAGAAAUACCUAAAACGGUUCAGAACUGAAAAAAGGUUUCUGUGUUCUGCUUUCCUUGACUGUUCUUUAUUUUGUUAUUGUUGUAAUAAAACUUGUAUUUACUUUGGUA